Bacillus rossius redtenbacheri is the source of this 19271-nucleotide messenger RNA. RefSeq lists its product as uncharacterized. The record is from RefSeq and is a predicted model, not a curated record. The coding region runs from base 9847 to 11094 and encodes 415 amino acids. NCBI's taxonomy places the organism in Eukaryota, Metazoa, Arthropoda, Insecta, Phasmatodea, Bacillidae. The transcript is spliced from 3 exons.
GUUCAUGAUAUUCGCGCCAAAUAAGUUUUUGUUUUGGUUUGGUAAUGUGAAUUAUGUGAAGUUUGUUAACUUUAGUUAGAAAUCAGUGUUUUUCAUUAAUAGAUAUAGCUGACACGGUAAGCAACAAUUAUUAAUUUUGUACUAUUUUUGUUUACAGUGAAUAAUUAUUUCAUAGAUCUUUCGGUAGCAUGCUUAUGACAAAUUUUAGGUUAGAGGAAAAUGUUUGUUCGGUAGUUAGUAUGAAUAUUCACUGUGUUUUUUCUUUGAACGAAAAUUGGUUCCCGAUUCCUCGAUGUUCGUAUAUUUCCAUAUUCCUAUCCUUACUCAAAAUGUGGUGGGGUUAGGAAUGUGCUUGCGAAUUUAGGCUUGGAGCACCUAAUCAGGAUAUACUCGUGUACAUUCCCAGUUGGAUACGGAUGUUUAUAUUGCAAUGGACAAGAAAAGAAAACUGCGAACUGUAGCAGGUUAUAGUGAUAGACAUAAGCGUAGAUUAAUACAAGAAGAAACACUUCUCAGUGUUGAAAAAGUUAACUAUUCUCACAAUUACACACAUGAUCGAAAGGAUGACAUUGAAGUGUAUAGGCCUAGUACAAGUAUAAGUGUCAGUGCUUCGAUACAGUGGAUACAACAGUUGUACCAAGUGUUGUAUUGAAGGUGUUUAUGUUGAGAAAAGAGUAUGUUUUCCAACAGAAAUGCCAGCCAGUCCUUUGAGAUGCGAUGAAGGGUUUUCCAAAUAUUUAUAUGAGGAUUAUCAUGCAGGGGAAAUAAUUUUAACAAGAAUUCCACAUUUCGGGCUCGUGUUAUGUGUGCCAUUAGAUUACAUGCACCUCGUUUGUCUAGGAGUAAUGAGGAAGAUGAUUUAUCUGUGGAUUGGUGGACCUUUAACGGUUAGAUUAUCAGGAAACUCUGUUAAAAUUAUUUCCACUAAACUGGUAUCGUUGCAGAACACAUUACUUUGUGAUUUUGCACGAUGUCCAAGAUCUUUACAAGAAGUAAGAAACUGGAAGGCUACUGAGUUCAGGCAGCUCCUUCUGUACACAGGUCCGAUCAUUUUGAAGAAUAUAUUGAGUGAAGACAUGUACACUCAUUUUUUCUCUCUUCAUGUGUCAGUUACUAUUUUAUGUUGCUGCCAGUUGUUGGAACUAAAGAACAUUAAUUAUGCUGAAAAGUUGUUGCACCAUUUUGUCAUAUCUUUUGAAAUUAUUUAUGGGAAAGAACAUGUAUCUCAUAAUGUUCAUAAUUUAAUACAUCUUGCAAAUGAUGUAAACAAAUUUGGCUCUCUAGAUUCCUUCAGUGCAUUUAGAUUUAAGAACUAUAUGGCUUCUAUUAAGAAAUUGUUGCGGAAAAGUGAAAAGCCAUUGCAACAGCUUGAAAGAAGGUAUAAGGAAAGAGAGGCACUGUAUGUUUCAAAAGACAUCAAUACAAAGUGCAGUAAAGUUAGCAGCCCACAUAACGAGUGGGCUCUGAUGAUGGGAACAGACAGUGGAAAUGUGUUACAGUACAAGUAAUUUAAUACGGGUUUUUUUCUGUUAUUUGUGAUGGCAAAAAUAAUUGUUGUCUUUUGAAAAAUGAUAUUGUUUCAGUAUUAAACAUUGUGCAUGAUGGGGAACAAACUUACAUUAUUGGGUACAAAUUAGUCCCAUUCAAGAAUCUCUAUGAUAAGCCAUGUGAAUCUUCCAUGCUUGAUAUUACAAUUGUUAAAGAAUCUUUUGAACUGUGUGUGUGGAAUGUGUGUGAAAUAGCAAGAAAAUUAUGGAAAAAUUCCUAUUAAAGAAAAUAGUUUUUCUCUUUUUCCUAUAAUACAUACAUGAGUUAAUUGUAUGCUGUAAUAUAAAUGGCUAAAUUGUCUAUUUAUAAAAAUUAUGACAUUUGUGUUAGAAAUACCAUGAUAAGUGUGGAGUUCAUAGAAAGUGACAAGUGUUAUUCUAAUGACAAACAUGUCUGUUUUACUGUUUUCAAGAAGCUGCCUUUUAUCUUACCACCUGGAAGAUGUCUUCAGUGGUAGAAUUUGUUGAUUGAGUACAACUAGUGCCAUCAAAUUGGCUUAUAGAAGAUGGAAAUAAAUGCUUCUGGCCUAAAUAAACCAGCCAGAUGAAGCUAAUUAGAUCAAUUGCAAACAAAGAGGAGCCUUCUAAUGAUUGGGAUGUCCAUGGUGUGAACAGGAUUUUUGCAACAUCAGGCACUUACGAAGAUGGGAUCGGGAAAUUGUAAUCACCCGAAAAAUAUUCUGACUUUGACAGUGCUACAUCUGAUGGAGAUAAAUCAGCUAGGAGGAUAAUACGGCAUGAGAGAGCUAAACGAGUGCAGGAGUCAUCAGAAUCUGAGGAAGAAUCACCACAUCCUUUAUUACCACCUCUACCACAACCGCCGUUCUCUAAAAGGCCAAAAGGUCUUUUGUCCGUUACUGCUGAAAAGUUACAGAAUUUCUCUGCAUCCCAGUCAUUGAUUAAUGAUCAACUCACUCAGUCAUUAGUGAGAUCACCUCACUCCCAGCCAGUCAGUUCAUGUACACCACUUGCAGCUUCAAAUAACAGUGCCUGCUUGCUAGGUGAAAGUAGUGCAAAAAAUGUGAAUAUGGUAACAGAGUUUCCCAUAACAUUACCAGUGGAUUUCAUUCCUACAAAUUGUAAAACACCUGCCAGACAAUUGUCACCAUUGAAUAGUAAUGAAAGAGCUUGUGACAUCGCAUCCAGCGACAUUGCUGUUAAUGAUAUAGCUGCUUCAUUAAAAGAAAAAAGAAGAAGAGAGAAGAACUGAGAAGUGAGGUGUAUGAGAAUGUUAAUUAAUUCUGUUGUACACAUUCUUGUUGCAAUAUAUUUUUCAAGGCAGAACGAUAUGAUUUUUUUGUUCUUUUCCAAGUUUCUAAAUGGUAUGGUUAUGGAUGAUGGGAGAAAGUGUUUAAAAUGACGCAUAAAAAUGAAUGUUAAAAGGGAAAAUAUAUGAAUACUAAAUGCAAACAGAAAAUUUAACAACAUUUAUUUGAUAUUCAGUUUUUCAACAUCGUGGGCUGAAAUAACUUUCAACAAUCGCCAGUCCUAAAAGAAAAUUUGUACGAAACUUUCAUAAAGAAGUGUGGACAACAUGUCCAGGUUUUUUCCUUCAUAAAUGUGAUAUUUUUUAGCACAAUAUUAUAAAUAAUAUCUGUACAUAAUGUGGUCGAAAUAAAGAAAAAGUACUGCAGAUUUAUAACAGUAUGGUGAAAUUGUUCCAAAAAUGUAGACAAAGCUGGUCUACCUUUAAUGCACUUGUUAUACUACAAAAUAGAGUUAAUUCCUUUAUUGUUAGCACAUAAUUAUUUUACCAAUGAGGAAUGCCUAUAAUUCAGCUUAUUACAAGAGACAAGAGUAGGCCAGUUGUUUUGCCUGUAUAUUGCAGUUUGCAAGCAUACCCCUCUAUUAAUAUGGUAUGAAUAUACUAUUGUCAAUUUUAUAUCAUAUACAUUACGUUUAUGUUAUGUAACAAUGUUACAUAUAUGGUAUGAAACAUGUAACAAUGUCACAUAUUUGUUAUGUAACAAUGUAGCAUAUAUUUUAGGUAACAAUGUUACAUUUCUGAGAGGUAUCACUGUAGUAAUGUUUCAGAGACAUUGCAGCAUUAAGUUAUGAAAGAGGACAUAUCUACGUAAGUGUAAUGUAACUGAAACCGAACAAUUACGUAUGGUAACAUUUCUGAAACAUUAAGAAUGUUACAAAGUUAUUUAACUGUUAUGUUUCUGCAACAUAAGAGUGCUGUGUGGGUGGUGGCUUGAGCGUAACAAUCUAAUACGUCCGGAACAAUUUGGCUUUCGAUCACAUCUAGGAACGGAUGAUGCCAUCUAUACUCUUUAUGCACAAAUCUACCGUGCGCUUCAGACAAAGGGUAUGCUCGGGGCUAUAUUCCUUGACAUUAGUUCAGCUUUUGAUACUGUCCAAUGGCCAAUGUUGAUAGAGAAUUUAACCCGACUUGGUCUACCUACACAACUUGUUACAAUAAUUUAGGUUCUUUUUUCUCAUCGCAUUUAUAAACCUCGAACGGUCACUUGUUCAUCUUAUGUACGACAUACUUAGGGAUUAGUACAAGGGAGUGUCCUUAGCCCUAUAUCAUUUAUUUUAUAUGUUCAAGACUUAAUGUUUCAUGUUGGACCGUAUGCAUAUAUCACAGGUUAUGCUGAUGACGUAGUAAUAUGGUGCCAUAGUUCAUCCUUUGUUGGUGCCUGUAAUACUCUUCAAUCUGCGUUACAUGAAGCGCAUGUCUGGUUAAAUGAACGAGGACUUCGUAUAUCACUACAGAAAACUAAUUUGGUGUAUUUUUACAAAGAAAGUAAUGCCGGCCCAGGUGCCUAUUCCACAUCUUAAUAAUAUUUCUCUUCCUUUAGUCCAGUCGGUUGACGUCGGCCCAAAGGCCUCCUUAACUCUUACAGGCCUAUAUGUCACGCCAAUGCCUUCUGCCGAGUGGUGCUUCUUGGAAGUGUUUCUACUCGCUGAGGGUGCAGUGUAGACUUGUGUUUUCUUUUGCAGUUACUUAUUUUGUAUGGUAUUUCAUUUUAUAUUUUAUUUGUUUUAUAGUUUGUAUUAUUUUUUAUUUAUUUUAUUCGUAUUAUUCACCGCGCGCCUAGGCCGUGGUUCUCCGCCUGUGGCCAAUCCGUGCGUUCCGCGGGCUCGUGGAGGAGGGGAGUCGCGGUCGCGGCACGUGGGGCAGGGAGGUGGACGGGUGGGACGCCCCUUGCAGUGUGCGGGGAAACUAAAGCGCGCGGAACCGGGCAUCGCCCUUAUUGAGAUUGCCACAGGCGGGACUGCGGUAGCCCCACGUAAAGGGUAUGUUUUAUCGUACAUAAAACCCGGAAACUUCAUGCGGACUUUUAUUUCCUGAAGUCAUCCUGGGCAGGCUAGAUCCCUUAGGCCACGAGGCACGGACCCUAAUCUACCGCCCCUGAGCAGCCGGAGACGCGCCACUAAUAACAGGGACUAGCCGCGGCCUUGUCACGGUUAAAUAUCUUGGUGUUAUGUGACAGGAAGCAUACAGGGAAUGCACAUACUCAAUUCGUUGUUGAUAAAUGUACCUGCAGAAUGUAUUUCCUCAAAGCUUUAGCACAUACACAUAGCUGCCAACUUGUACGAUUUUCCCGUACAAUGUACGAUUUUGCGCCCUAAUGUACGAUUGUACUAUUGGUUUAAAUUAUUGUACGAUUUCCAAGCUUUUUCUAAUUUUUGUCUCAUUUGGGUGAUUCGUAACAGUAAAUCUAUACUGAUGUCAUACAAUUACGGUAUCGAACAUGCGGUAUCAAGAUCGUACACAACAGAAGACGUUUAGUAGAUAAUAAAAGAAGCUCGUAAUACUGUAUUUUCGGAACUAGCAUACUCCAUUUGUAGUAGUUAUGCCAUAUUUUCACUACAGCGUAGUCAUUCACUCAUUGUACGAACGUAACCUUGAACGCCAUUGGCAGUGGAAAAUUACCGUGUUUGCUACAGGCAGAAGCUACACCUACGCGUACGGGAAUUGUUUGUUUUCAAGCAUGCGCGGAAAUUCGCGGUAAAAAUGGCGAGUAAACAGAAAAAGAAACCUUAUAACCAAGUAUUUUGAGAUUGUUAUAGUAAAGAAAUUCCGUGGGUUAGGCGUUCAAAAACUGGCAUCAAUUAUGCUUUCUGUGCUUAUUGCUCGUGUGAAAUAAAUAUUUCGCACGGGGGUAGAAAUGACUUGAAAGUUCACGAAGGAACAGUGAAACACACAAGGAAUGCUUCACUUGGAAGUUCAACCAACAUUAGUAAUUUUUUUAGUGUUCAAAGUGACGAUUUUAGUGUUAUUCGAGCAGAAUGUUAUUUCACAUCAUUUAUUCUGGAACAUAACCUGCCGGUGUCACUAGCAGAUCAUGCUGGACCUUUGUUGAGAAAAAUGUUUCCCAGGAGCGAAGAAUCUAAGAAAUACAGUUGUGGACGCACCAAAACCACUACAAUAAUUGCAGAAAUGGCAAGUGAGCGUCAAAAUGUUACAGCAGGUAUGUUGAAAAAAGUUCCAUUUUCAAUUGCUACAGAUGGGAGCAACGAUGAUUCUAAGCUUUACCCAGUUGUAGUGACCUAUUUUAGUGAGAAAGAUUCUCAAAUCAAAAUGGAUUUGCUUGAAAUUGUACCGUUAGAGGGUGCUGCAACUGGGAAAAACAUCGGGAAAAUGUUGCUCAACAGUUUAGAAAAGCAUUCCAUUCCUGUUAGAAAUUGCAUUGCCCUAGGUUCCGAUAAUGCAUUGGUCAUGAUUGGCCACAAAAAUGGUGUAGCCGCAGAACUUCAGCAACACCAUGAAAAUAUUAUUGUUUUGGGAUGUGCAUGCCAUUUACUGCACUUACCAGCAGAAAAGGGUUCCUCAGGGCUUCAUGUUCGUGUAGAUGAAAUCCUUGUUGAUAUUUACUACUAUUUGCAUAAAAGUGCUAAACGUAAAGAGCAGCUCAAGAAUUUGCAAAUCCUCUGUGACAAAAAUCAAAGAAAUUCUUGAAUUAUGUCUCCACUAGGUGGCUAUCCCUGGGAGAGUGUAUCGGUAGGUUAAUAGAUUUGUGGCAACCCUUAAUUUGGUUUUAUAAAGAAGAAGUAGAUAGUAAGCUUGAAUGUCCAAAAGGUUCUUUACAUUUGUAAAAAAUCCCUAAGAAGUUGCCAGGUAAAGUCGAAGAAAGUUCUUGCAGAGUUUCAGAUGAAAACAGAAAUGCAGGCUUGCGUUCAGGUGAAAGUUCCUUAAAAAGAACUUCAACUUCAGAUAAUUUUUGUUAUGGCAAGAAGAUCAAGCAGUCAUGUGAACCAGAAGAGCAAAAAACCAUUCCAAUUUUGUCACGUCAAGAGAGAAUUUUCAUGUUUCUCACUGAUGACCUAAAUAAAGCAAAUGUCAUCCUGCAAUCUCAAACACCUCACAUACAUCUUAGGGGAUUGUUGACAGAUGUGUUAAAAGAAUUGCUUGUGAAAUUUGUAAAACCUCAUGUCAUCAAGACAACACCAGUACAUGAUGUUCUGUACAAUAGUGCUACAAACCAGAAGUCGGAUGAAGACCUAGUUGUGGGUUGCAAUGCAUCAAAAGUAGUGGCUACAUUGACACAAUCUGACAAAUCUAAGUUUUACACAUCAGUUCGGAAUUUCUUUAAACUCUCAUGUGAUUACAUUAUUUAGAAAAUUCCCUUGAAAAAUGAAAUUUUAAAGCAUGCUGAAGUGGUUAAUGUGAAAAAUAUUGCGAGCUCAUCAUUUUCUUCAGUGAAGUAUUUUGUGGACAUGUUUCCUGCUGUGCUACUUGUCAAGGAUGGGGAGGCACUAGACAUUCUUCAACAACAGUUUUGUUCUUUGCAGGUGGACAAUGACAUCCCACUGGAUUCAGUGGAGAGAAUAGACAAGUUGUGGUCUUACAUAGGGAAAAUAGGUAGUGGUGUUGGUGGUCUUAAGUAUGACAGAGUUGCUCAUGCAAUGCUAUCAGUGUUGGUUAUUCCACAUAGCAAUGCUGAGUGUGAGAGGGUUUUUAGCAGCAUUAAAAAAAAUAGGACCACUUUCAGAGCUUCAAUGUCAGACAAAGUUUUAAACAGUAUAUUGUUGGCAAAACGUACUAACAGCAUUUGUUAUGAACAAGACUUCGAUGAAACUUUUCUCAAGAAAGCUAAAUCUGCCACACAUGUAUCCCUGCUGCAGAAAAAAUAAAUAAUGUAUUCAAGCACCAUGAUAUGUAUCCAGUGACAUGCACUUAGAAUCAUUAAGAAAAGGUAUGUUUCCAAAACCAAAUUAUUACCAUAUUGUUUUUUACAGUUUUUUUUUUCGUGAACAUUAUAUGUGCAAAACAAAAUAAUUUUUGCCGCGCCUCUAUUGCGUAUAAAAAUUGCCUUUCAAUGAUUGUACUAUAAUUUUACUAUUUUCUUUUGAAAAUUGUACUAAUUGCUUUUCUGUAAGGUUGGCAGGUAUGCAUACACAGUGGGGGGCAGACGUAAUUUUCCUUUGCACGUUAUAUAUCUCUACUAUAUGUUCCAUACUACUUAUUGGCAAUCACCUCCUACCUCAUUCACCGGCUGCACACAUGAGACGGUCGGAACGAAUACAAAAUGAUUGUAUGCAUAUUCUUUUGGGAGCUUUCAAAUCUACUCCGAUAAUAUACCUACAAGUCGAGUUAGGUCUACUUUCGCUAUCUUUGCAGAUGCAGUUGUCUCGCUUACAACAAUGGAUUCGCUCAAUUCGUUCGAAUCACAUUGAACUCCGAAACACUUUACUAAAGUUAAUCGACAUUCCAACCGACAUAUACAAUUUGGCCUAAGAAAUUAAGCCUGAAUCCCCCAAUAUCUAUCAUUGUCCAUAUAAUGUAGGACAUUAUGUCCCCAAUAUAAUCCUAUUGGGUAAUAAACACGAUCUGCCGAUCGUCUUACGACAAGAAUUUUUGGAACGUCUUUCCCAAUUUCCGCAUCUAUACCGAUGGCUCAAAAACUGGUGAUGGUGUUGGUGCAGCAUGGUAUGAUGCUACUAAUAAACGAUUGGGGAUGUAUAAACAACCCCACGUAUGUCACUAUCUAUUAUGCUAUAUUUCUCGCCCUGCAAUAUAUACUAUCUCAUAACAUUCCAUAUUCGAUCAUCUUGACGGAUUCUGUAAGUGUUUUAUCUUCCCUGGGAUCGCAUCUCUCUCCGUCCGAGGUACUUAUACUCCGUAUUAAAGCUAUGAUACUUCAGAUCUGGCCAUCACAUCUCUGCCACAAUUUUUAUGGAGUCCAGGACAUAUUGGGAUUCCUGGGAAUGAGUUGGUUAAUCGUUUAGCUAAAUUCGCCAUUACAAAGGGUUCUGCUUACCAUCCACACUCAAUUAAUAAUCUAAAGCCUCUUAUUAAAAGCCAUUACACUCAGGUCAUGGUCGACACAUGGCAUCACUAUACUCAAACUCAUCACUCCUCAUACUCCAUGUUACAUCAAAAUUCUUUUGCGGUCUAUGCCCGAUCUGGCGCCUAUCACUCCAGACGUCACGGGGUUAUCUCCUUUCAUUUAAGAACCGAACAUCUCAUUUAUAAAGACUAGGAAUUCUUGAAAACUCAAUGUGUGUUUGUGGAUCCUCAGACUCUGAUGUACACCAUCUUUUAUUAGAUUGCCUUUGUAUUGGGAACAGAACCCACUUCUUUCAGAGCCUUAAGGCAAUAGGAAUUUUGCCACCCUAUUGUUACCCAAGGAUGUUAUAUGAACACUCCCGUGAGGUUUUAGAUAUUAUUAUUCGGUUUAUUCUACAAGCCAACAUUUGCAUUUAAUUUGUAUGGUUGGAUAUUGCGACUUUUGCUUUUAUCCCGGUGGUUGGUUAACCCUCCACCUCCCUAUUCCUAUGUUCCAUGGCCUUAAUUUUUCCUCACGGUAGACGGGCCUCUACCGAGAAGAGUAGAUAUAGUACCUCGAUCCUAAGAAAUGUUUUUAGAAUCGUUAAUACGCUUCAUUGCACUAUGGCUGCUGGCCCAUCCGCUGAAGCCCACCCAAACAAAAAAAAAAAUAUAGGGAGACCUAAGAUUCACAUAAAGUUCUGCCAUUCCCGAUUACACCCGAACAAUUCACCUUCGGCCAACUUCGGGAUUUGUUUUAUUUUUGCGCAGGAAAAAUGAAUUAAAAUAUUAAAAGUGGUCGGUUAGGUUAGCUACAUUAAAACACUAUGGACGGUUGUUAGUAUAGCUACGUUAAAAUAAACAGAAAUAUAAAUAUAUAUAAAUAAACCCGAGGUUGGCUGAAGGUGAAUUGUUCGGGUGUAAUCAGGAAUGGCAAAACUUUAUGUGCAUCUUAGGCUUCCCUUACUCUAUAAUGUAUAUUGUUUGUUGCAAUAUUUUAUAAACAUUUGGCAUUUCAGUGAAUUACAAUUGGCAUUUAUUCAAUUUUGUACAUGUUUGUGAUGUCAUCAAAAAACAAUGGAUUCAAAUGAAGAUAGCAGGAAUAUUCCCUCCAAUUCAAAAAGAAAACGUAAGUAUGGCUGUUUGCAAGAGGUUAGGAAGAAAAUAAAACUUCAAAGUCAUGAAAUACGCCCAGACUGCCAAUGUAAGAAAAAGUGUUUUGAGAUUGUAGAUGAAGAUAAAAGAAAAGAGAUAAUUAAACGUAUGAACAGUAUGCAUUCUACUGACGAGAUAAACAUCUGUCUUGCUGGGUUGAUAACCAUAUUACCAGUUAAACAACGGCGUCCCAGACAGCCAGAAGAAGUAGCAAAUCUGAGAGACGCCACCUUUUCGUACCGUUUACGAUACUUGGAAGAAGGAAAACCAGCUGAAGUAAGCGUUUGCAGAAAAGCUUUCAUGUCAGUGCAUGGGAUAGGAAAAGGUAAAGUUAAUUAUAUUUUGCAAUCGCUUAAGAGUUCGGGGGAUGCGUCAAGGGACAAACGUGGUAAACACAAGAACCGUGUUCAUGCACUUCCAGAUGAAACUAACCAAAAAAUUCAUUAUCACAUUAACAGCUUAAGAGAAAGAGAGAGUCUUUAUAGUCAGAAAGACAGCAAGAAGAAGUAUUUACCUGAAGAGUUAAAUAUAUCGAAGGUCUACAAAAUGUUCCUAGAGAAGAAUCCUGAUACAAAAGUAUCAUACGAGACCUACAGAAGUAUUUUCAAUGCAGAUUUUAAUAUUGCUUUUGGAUACCCCAGAACUGACACUUGCGCACAGUGUGAUGUAUUUAAUGCCAGAAAAAGUUGCUUAGAAGCAGAACUGCAAAUCGCUGAGGACAACCAAACAAAAGAAAGGUUAAGUAAUGAAAUUAACAACAUCUGCACUGAUAGGAAAUCACAUCACAAGACAGCUCAACAGUGGUAUGAUCUGAAAAGAAAGGCCAAAGUUACAUGUCGACGUGACAUCAUAAAGGAAGCAAUAGUGUUUGAUUUCUCAAAGAACUACCCGAUUCCGAAUAUCACUACUGGUGAAGUUUACUACAGACGUCAACUUUCUAUGUUCUUCUUCAAUGUCCAUGUUUUGUCGACUGGAAGAAGCGUGUUUUAUGUGUAUCCUGAAACAGUCGGGCAAAAGGGAAGUAAUGAAGUUUGUUCUUUUCUCCACCAUUUUAUCUACAACUAUCUAGAAGAAAAUGUCACCGAACUGGAGGAAUUUUGCGAAACCAAAAACCACACCGUUUUCACAAGGAACACCGCCUGCAACAUGUCACAUGUACAUACCCGAUAAGAGGACAUUAAUAUAAUGAAUGUGACAAGAACUCAAGACUGAUAAACCAAAAAAACAAGAGCCGAGAUGUCAGAAGAAUGGGCUGAAAUGAUCAGAAUCCCUAGAGUAAAGCCUUCAACUUUUGAAGUGGUUGAAGUUGAACAAGAAAUGAUCAAAGAUUGGACAACACACCUGGACACAUACUAUCGGAAGAAGUUGUAGUGUGCUUUUCGAACUGUCAAGGUUUUAAGUGUUUCAGAAAUCAUCCUGCACUUAUAAAAUAUCGAAACUCAUUUAAUGGACCAUGGAACAACGUCCCAGUGCUACCUACAAAAGGUAAAAAGAAGCAGCAGCCAUUGCAACAUCAGAAACUGAGUUUAUUCUGACAAACAUUGGCUAUGAUGGUGAGUUAAAAAGUCAUAUUUUACACCUAUAUCUACCAAAAUAAUUUAUUUAGUUUUCCAUUACAUUUUUCAUCCUUCUGAGUGAUUAUUUAAUGUUCAAAUAAUCUAAUAUAUUCCAAUGUUGUAGCUGAAUUAUCUUUUCACGUAUUUGCUGUACAAUUUGGUUAUUAUAAACUGCCCUAAAAAAUUAUCACAGUCAUGACUAAGUUAUCAAUUAAUGUUAAAUAUAAUACAGGUAUAUGCCAUUUUACAUGUUUGGAUACUAUCCUAGUAUUUUUUCCAGCUGGUUUGCCGAUCACAAAGGAAAAGUAUGAUGAUCUGCAAUGCUUGAAGAACUUCUGUACAAAUCCAAGGGUGGCAGACUACUACACUGGCCUAACUCAUAAAUAGUGAAUGUCUGUUCCUGUAAAUAAAUAUACGACUAUAUUGCUUUUUUGUUCCUUUAAUGAGAAAGAAUUAGAUUUCAAAUAAAAUUUUCAUAUAGAAAUAUGUCAUCACCAUUGUUUUGCAAUAAUUAAUGAAAGUAGUAUUUCUCUGCAUAUCAAUUAAAUGGGAAAACCGGGUUACAUCACAACAAUGUUUACACAAGUUUUAAUAAUUUUACAUACUCUAUAAAAAAUUAAACCAUUUUAAUAUUUUAGCUAUAUGUUCUUUGUUCUUCGUUAGUGUAAUAUUCUAAGAAAAAGGCUUGCAGCAAAUAAUGAUUGUAUGUUAGCUCUUGACAAGUACUUAAACAUUAAAAUUGCUCUCCUGAAAAAUCAUUAAAAUUGACUAAACAUUUUUUACCCGUGGGCCCUUCAUAUGGAAGUUGACCGAGGUCAUACAAUUGCACGAACAGAGCAUCGCGUGGUUCUGGAAUAAAUUUUCACGGUUAGUCGAGUGCAAUGAAGUAAGGCUGGUAAAAUGUUUUAUAAAACAUCUUUUAUAAAAUAUAUUUUCCAUCUUUUAAUAAAAUAUUUGAUGAGUGCUUAUUUUAUAAAAGUUCUAGGCUGUCAAGUACACUACAUAAAAGAUUGUUGUCAAAGAAGUAGUCAGUAAUUGCAUAGCAUUUGAUUGUUUGUAGUGUAUGAAGUGUUCAUUAAACAGUUAAACUUAUUAACCACAUUGAAUUGUUUAAAGAAAACAUUUCUAUGGAUGAUGAAUAAUUCUAUGCUUGUGCAACUACACUCAGUGCUGUCAUAAUGUUAUCAUUUAUAUUGAAAAAAAGGCGACAACCUAGUCCUAGUGUGUGGGUUAGACCAUGGAUUGCAAGACGAGGUGAUAGAGGGAUUCAUGAAAACUUAAUAAAAGAUCUGUUGAUUGAAGACCAGGAAAGUUACAUUAAUUAUCUGAGAAUGGACAAUGAUACUUUUUCUUAUAUUGUAUCAAAAGUAACACCCUUUAUAAAAAAAACAAGACACUCACCUAAGAAAUUCUAUAAGAGUUGAAGAUCGACUCAUGGUCACCCUAAGAUUUUUAGCAACCGGAGAGAGCUACAACACACAGUCUACAAUACAGCACCCGUAUACCUCAGUGCACAAUAUCUAAGAUAAUACCUGAAACAUGUGAAGCAAUUUAUAAAUCACUGAAGGAUAAAGUUUUAAAGGUAACAACAAUUUUUUUGAUGUUAUUUAAUAAUUAUAAUAUUAUAUAAAAACAUCACACGCACAUGCAUACAAUGUACAUAAAUCAAUAUUCUUUACAGGUGCUCUUGAAUCUCACUACCCACAGUGUUACUUAAAUUGGAAAAAUGUAUUGCUCUAGCAAUCAAAUCCGUAGACACAUCAGUUGCAUCUGUAGGUAGUGUGUGUACAAAUAUAGUUUGACUGUUUGAAAAUGAGUCUAAGGAUGAAGGUGUACUUGACAGUAAUGUUGCAGAGUCUACAGUAUCCCAUGUAUCCAUCAGAAUUUGCUGGAUUUUUCUUUUAGCCUGGCGUACCAAUAAUGCAUUGUGGCACUCAUUGUCCAUGGCCCGCAGCUCAGUUGCAACAAAUUUACCAAAUGUAUCAAAUGUAUCAAAUGUAUCAAAUGAAUCUUCAUUUCCACACAAUUCUUUAGCCAACUGAGACAUUUCAGCCAUUGUUGUUGAUGCCUGCAGCAAUAAGGAAUCAGUAUUGAGAACCUUUUGCCUCUUGUUUGACUGACCAGUUGUGCUGUUACUCUGGGAAGCAGACGUAGUAGCCCUACACUGAGACUGGUUGCCAUCAUUACUGACAGGCUGAACCUGCAAGAAAAAACAAGACAUAGAAUUAUGUAGUACUGGAAAAAGCACUUCAUUAUCUAAAAUAUGUAAAAACAUUUUAGAAGCAAAUGACGAUGACUUGAGUGAUAUCAUUGCAGUAGAUAUAAUUUCACCUAUUGAGUUUUAAAAAUGCCUAUAACAAGUGAUUGUGAACUUCAAGAGACAAAUAAGCACGUAGAUUUGGUAUGUAUCCUGUUCUGUGCCAAUGUAUCAUAUUUCUAAUAGGUUUUUUUUCCCUGUACAGGUGCCCUCAACGCAAAACCAAUGGCUGCAGAUAGCAAAUGAAUUUGAAACACAAUGGAAUGUGUUUAACACUUAGGCGCCAUGGACGGAAAACACAUACGUAUCAAAUGCCCUGAAUCUAGUGGCUCACAUUUCUUUAACUACAAGUAUUUCAAUAGCAUUGUGCUACUCGCUCUUGUAGAUGCAAACUACAAAUUUCUUGGAACAAACGGUCAAAUUGGUGAUGGUGGAAUAUAUGCAAAGAGUAAACUGAAGAUAUGUUUAACUGACAGGUCAAUACUGAAUAUACCUGAAGAAAGAAAACUUCCAAAUGUUCCAAAUGUUACACCAUUUGUCAUAUUAGCUGAUGAUGCUUUUCCAUUGAGCUAUAAUGUUAUGAAACCAUAUCCAAUGAAGAACAUUACAAAAGAAGAAAAGAUUUUUAAUUACAGAUUAUCCCGUGGACGGAGAAUGGUGGAAAGUGCUUUUGGAAUUCUUGCAAGCCGAUUCCGUGUUUUCAUAACAGCAAUUAAUCUUUCUCCCGAAAAAGUUACUUGCUUAACCAAAGUUGCUUGCACCUUGCACAACUUGUUAGUUCACAAGAGAAGGUAUUUGUAUACAAGACAAGACAUUUGUGUAUAGUGAAUCGAGAUGGUUCUCAGUAUUUAAUAGCAGAAAGUAAUGAGGAACAUGACAACAUGGAGCCUAUUAGUAAGCAAAUCAGUUUUGGUCACAAUCGUCAUGGUAAGGAAAUAAGAGAAAUCUUUAAAAACUUUUAUAAUGGACCAGGAAAAGUACAGUGGCAACAAGAGUAUAUUUCUUAAAUGAAUUACGAAACAACAUAAAUUACAAUAUGAUCAUUACUUACAUUUGUUGACAGUUCAUUUUCAUUGUCUAAAUUGCUUUCAGAACUGUCUGCAUCAGUCAACAUUUCAAGAAAGUGUAGCAUGGGAUACCAGUACACUGUUGGUUUAUAAACAUCAUCACCGUCGGCACCACUUUUAAUACUGUUCAGGACCUAUAAAUAAAUGUUUAAUACAUAACAAUUUCCAUAUGUACGUCCUGCUUGACAGGCUUUGAACUGUAGUAUUCUGUAACAAAUUUAUAAGUUUUGCAAAUAUCUUACAAAUUACAGUUAAAGGAAUUUUAAAAACAUAACUAUAUAAACUGGGUAUAUUACUAGAGAUAUAAUGAUUUAUAGAACUAUUCAAAUUGUAACUUUAAUCAUACGCUCUUAACCUGUACAUAACCUAUUACACAUUACGGUUAAUUAGGUUGUUGUAACAUUUUAUCCCGUACAAUCAUGUCAUUACUCUUCAUAAUAAAAAUUAAUAAAAAUGAUUUUUUUACUUCAUUUUUUUGAUUAAAUAUUGGCUUCUAAGACCAUUUAUUUUCUUUUUUAUGUCUUCAAUAGAACAACCAGGUUUAACAUUGAUUAUAGCAUCAGCGAUGGUUUUAUACAGAUGUUGUCUUUUGUUCCUACUUUUGUAAUCUUCGUGCUUUGCACUGUACAGAAUUUCAUUACAUUCAUACUCAGCAAUCAACAUUUUUGUCAUUUCCACACUCCAAAUGUAGGGGAACGUGGGGACGUUUUGUACACAGGGACCUUUGGGACACCAUGUUUUGUCAGUGAAAUGUUGGUAGAACUACAUUGAUUUUUUUUUGUAAACAGCUGUUUCCCUCCAUUUGUUGUAGGUAUGUUCUUGAACAGAUUCAGAUAGUGAUGUCUUCUUAAUAAAUUAAAAACUGUUUUUUUUUCCUAAAAUCUGUAUGAUUCAACAUUGAAAUUAUGACUACAUUUCUGUCAACAUUGAAGUAAGUGUGUCUGUUUUAUACAAAGGUACUACUUUUAAGGAUUAUUUGGAAAAAAUUAACCUUAAGUAAAAAGUUAUAUGUUAUGAGCCUCUGGCUAAGUUUGUUUUUUAUUGCACCAUAGGGAAGUUUGGGAUGCCUAAUAUAGGGAGGUUUGGGACAUGACAUGUUAUUUAAAACAAAUAAUUUAAAUUUGAAGUUAAGUGUGCAAAAACUAAGUAGUAUGUUAUAACGUAACUCAAAAGGCCGAAGCUUUGUAACAAUUUGUUCAGUUUUAAUUUCAUGACUAGACUAGACAUGGGAACUAAUUAAGUUAAUUUUAAGUAAACAAUUUGCCAUUAUGUAAGUACACUAGAGUCCCGUUAUAGCGAGGUGUCACGGUUCCGGGUUUGAUCCUCGCUAUAACCGUGUCCUCGCUAUAACCGAAUUGGACAAAUUCUGGCCCCCAAAAAAUAAAAAUCAACUGAAAAUAGCAUAAAAAUUGUGUUUAAACCUGUAUAAUUGUAAAAAAACAGGUUAUAUUAACGAAAUCUUAAUUUCAGUGAGCAGAUGUGUGAAUUCUCUUUAAAACGAUACCCCAUAAGUACGGAUGCGAUCACCGAUUGCGUCAAAAUAACCAGAAUACCCUACCAAGCCACGUAAGUAUAGCAUCUCAGUCCGCGGCCGACGCAGCAUUGUCCUGCUAUCUAUUGUCGACGCGGGCUGUCUGCUGGUGGCCAUGUUGGUUUGGGAUGUUGCUAACAGGUGGUGCUAGUGUAGUGCGACGAUUUAAUUCCUUACAAAAAAGCAGGAGUGCGGCUGCGGCAACGCACGUACGCUUCAAACGUAAUAGUCGCUGGAAAACGCUGGAAAACUAUACUUUUUUCAUUUAAAGAAACCUGUCAACUUUUUUAUAAAAUAAAUUUGGGAUUAAACUCAAACCAUCACCACCCCUUUCCCGGACAGAGACCCCAACAACUGACCGAAACAAAAGUUACAAGAAAACUGCCCUAGCGAUUCAGAAAUAAAUACGGUAGUGCCUUAUAGAGGUGUAAAAGUAACGAAAAAAUGUGUACCCGUAUGUAUUCGUUACUCUAACAAUUAGAACUCGUUACUAUCGUUACGUUACUCGUUACUUCUGAUACCGCAUAACAUGCUAUGUUAUGUUGCAGCAACAAAUCCAGUCGUAUUGCGUACGCGUACAGUAUGACGUCACGUAAAUAAUAAUAAAUAGAAUAUAAACAAUUAACAAUAUUUGAUAAUUAAUAGUUUUUAACCAAGAAACAAUUAAAUCUCAUUAGAGUGGCUUUUCAAUAUUAUCGCUUUUAAGAUAACAACAAAAAAAAACGUGAAAAUACGCGAUUAUAAAAACAAAAACAUACAUAUUUCUAAUUUGUAAAAAAUACUUUCUUACGUUGUUUCUGUUCCAAUAUCAAACUUUGUCUACACACGGCACAGAUAACUAACGGAAGUUUGAUAAAAGAAAGAAAGGAUGGGAUUCUAUUUUUAAGCCACGCACUUAGGUAGCGACUGCACGGCUGAAGAAUGUGACAGGCAUCAACUGCAAGAUGUCUAGUGGCGAGCGAGAGGGGUGGAGAUAAAGCAUACAAAUAAAAAAACCGCGCUUCAAGCGAUCAUGCCGUAAAUUCCUCAAAAAUACCUCGUUAUAGCCGUGUUCUUGCUAUUACCGUGCUCGCUAUAACGAGAUUAUACUGUAAUUGCAAACUUAUAGGUGAACUCUGAAUUAUUGGUUGCAAUUUGUAAAUUUUCUUCAGUAGACCCUAAUCAUUACGCCUAAGAAUACUUGUAUGGAUUUGUUAUAAUGAAUUUUAGAAAUCCUACAGCAAACAGUUUUUUUUGCAAAUCUAGACCUACCCUCAGCAUUUGUAUAGGCUUAACAUCUGAAGCAACCUAAUUUUAAAAUCUUUUUCAGGUUUUCCCACAAGAUGCCUUUGACUUACAAGAAAAAAACUGAGAGGGUAGUCCCAAACAUAGAUAAUACGAAGAAUGCGGUAAGAGAGAUAUUAGAAGCGAGAAACUGCUUUGAAAUAUGACAUUCCUAAGACAUCACUUGCAAGGUACGUUAUUAUUAAAAUAAUUUGUCCGGAUCUGAAAACUUGUACUGAUCAAAACACACUUCGACUCAGGUCUUCACGAUUGAAGAGGAAAACCUAUUGUUGGAUUAUGUUUUAACCAUGUCUAGAAUGAAUUAUGGGCUCACACGAACUAAGACUAGAGAAAUUGCCUACCAGUUUGCAUUAGCUAACAAAAAGAAAUUUCCAAAUACCUGGGAAGCAAGUAAAUUGGCUGGCUUGGAUUGGUUAAGAGGGUUUUUGAAAAGGAAUCCCAAUAUUACUCUUCGUAAGCCAGAAGCUGUAACCCUUUCCAGAGCUACUAGUUUCAACAAAAAAAAUGUUGCAGAUUUUUUUGUCAAUUUAGAAGAAGACUUAAAGCGUCACAAGUUUGAACCCCAGUCCAUCUACAAUGUUGAUGAGACAGCUGUUAAAACUGUGCAAAGCACAACUGGUGUCUUAGCAGAGAAGGGAUCGAAGCUUGUAGGUGAAAUGACUUUGGCAGAAAGGGGACAACUUGUAACGAUGGUGCUUGGUAUUAACGUUGUAGGAAACUCAAUUCCUCCAUUCUAUGUGUUCCCACGCCAUAAGUUUAAGGAGCAUUUAAUGUUGAAAGGGGCAACUGCUGGAGCUGCUGGAGCUGCCAACCCCUCGGGAUGGAUGUCAAGUGAAAUAUUUCCCCAUUUCCUUCAACAUUUUGUAAAGCAUGCAAAGCCAUCCAAAGAUUGUCCUGUUCUUAUAAUAAUGGAUAGUCAUGACAGCAACAUGACUGUCCAGACCAUAGAUUUUGCGAAAGAAAAUGGCAUUGUCAUUAACACUUCCACCUCACUGUAGCCACAAGCUUCAACCUUUGGAUGUGGGAGUGUUUGCUCCUCUGAAGGCAUUCUAUAACCGCACCAUUGACUCGUGGCUUGCCUCAAAUCCUGGUAAGACAAUGUCAAUAUGUGAAAUUGCAGAAUUAUCUGGCCAAGCCUAAACAAAUGCUCUGACACAAAAGAACAUACAAUCUGCUUUCAAAAAGUGUGGUAUUUAUCCAUUUAACAAGGAUGUUUUUUCUGACGACUUUAUUGGAUUGUCUGUAACUGAUCGACCAAACCCAACAAACCAACAAAGCUUAAAAGAGCAGAAUGACCUUGAGGAAUUGGCUUUGGUAACUGACCCCGAGGUAUGCUACAGAAUCAACUAUUCUGCCUCCGGAGCACACACCAUCAACUUAAACAGCUGAGUCAUCAUCACUAGGUCUAUUAAAAUGCAAACCAAGUCAAGAUCAAGGUCUGCAGCUUGAAGAGCACACUUCAGCAAAGAACAUGACAGUAACACCUGAACAGAUAAAACCAUACCCAAAAGCAGGCCCCCGUUAACAAACCAACAAAGGAAGGAAACCAGGAAGAACCAGAAUAUUGACCGACACACCUGAGAAGAUGGAGAUUGCAGCAGAUAUCCUGAAGAGAAAUGAAAAAAACAUACCUAAAGAAAGAAAAUAAUAAA